This is a messenger RNA of Ornithorhynchus anatinus (platypus), 966 nucleotides long. RefSeq names its product olfactory receptor 1361-like. The transcript has a single exon. NCBI's taxonomy places the organism in Eukaryota, Metazoa, Chordata, Mammalia, Monotremata, Ornithorhynchidae. Gene Ontology annotation, molecular function: G protein-coupled receptor activity; olfactory receptor activity. The record is from RefSeq and is a predicted model, not a curated record. Bases 1 to 966 code for a protein of 321 amino acids. Gene Ontology annotation, cellular component: membrane. Gene Ontology annotation, biological process: G protein-coupled receptor signaling pathway.
AUGAGUUCCGCAAACCAGACGGGCGACUCGGCGUUUGUCCUGCUGGGUCUGUCCAGUGACACCGGUCAGCAGCAGCUCCUCUUUCUGCUCUUCCUGACUCUGUACCUGGUCACCGUGGGGGGAAACUUGCUCAUCAUCCUGGCCAUAGGCGCCGACUCACACCUCCACUCCCCCAUGUACUUUUUCCUCGCCAACCUGUCCCUGGUCGACAUCUGCUUCUCCUCCACCACUGUCCCCAAGAUGCUGGCCAACAUGCAGACCGGCAGCCACACCAUAUCCUACGUCGGCUGUCUGAGCCAGGUGUAUUUUUCAUUUUUAUUUGGAGAUCUGGAUGAUUUCCUCCUGGCCGUGAUGGCUUUUGAUCGCUUCAUGGCCAUCUGCCAGCCCCUGGGCUACACCACAGCCAUGAGGCCCCGGUGCUGUGUCCGGCUGGUGGCCACCUGCUGGAUUAUUGCUCAGCUCAAUUCCCUUCUACACACCAUCCUGUUGGCUCAGUUAGCCUUCUGUGCCAACCACACUGUCCCACACUUCUUCUGUGACCUGACCCCCCUGCUUGCUCUGUCCUGCUCCGACGCCUCCAUCAAUAAGAUGAUGCUAAUGUCCGUGGGUGGGGUGGUGAUUUUAAUCCCGCUAAUAUGCAUCUUGGGCUCUUAUGCCCACAUAAUCUCUGCCGUCCUGAAAAUGCCCUCAGCGGGAAGCAAGCGCAAAGCCUUUUCCACCUGUGGUUCUCACCUGGUUGUGGUCAUGCUCUUCUACGGGACGGUCAUUGGUGUGUACCUCUGCCCCUCACACUCUGGCUCCGCAGAUGAGAGCAGCCUAGCCGCAGUUUUGUAUGCAGUAGUGACCCCCCUCCUCAAUCCCUUCAUCUACAGCCUGCGCAACCAUGACCUGCACCGGGCCCUGCACAAGCUCUUCUUCCAGAGGAUGCCCUUUAUCCUGCUAGAGAGCUUCCAGGGCCCUAAAUAG